AUGGCAACUUUUAAUGAAAAAAAAACCUGCAGCCAACGGAUGGAAGAUUUCAGCCGUUUUAUGUGGAAUCCAGAAACAAAGCAGUUUAUGGGAAGAACCUUGAUUAAGUGGGUGUGGAUCAUUUUGUACUACAUGGCCUUCUAUGUGGUGAUAACUGGGCUGUUUGCACUUUCCCUAUAUUCCUUAAUGAGAACAAUAAAUCCAUAUACACCGGACUAUCAAGAUCAAUUAAGAUCGCCAGGUGUGACAUUACGGCCAGACGUUUAUGCGGAUGAAGAUCUGGACAUUCGUUAUAAUAUUAGUGACACACACUCCUGGGGAAGACUUGUAACUGCACUUCACACUUUUCUUUCAGCAUACAAUACAACUGCACAACGUAAUAACAUCAACUGCUCAAGUGAGAUAUACUUCUUCCAGAAAUCAUUCCUUGGUCCAAAUAAAACAAAAUUCUCCUGCAAGUUCACAGCAGACAUGCUUGAAAACUGUUCAGGCCUGACAGAUCCCAAUUUUGGAUUUCCAGAAGGAAAGCCAUGCUUUAUUAUAAAAAUGAACAGGAUUAUCCAUUUUCUCCCUGGCAAUGGCACUGCACCAAGGGUAAACUGCACGAAUAAAUUAUAUUGCUAAUAAUCCUCUUUUCUUCAAAAACAGGAUGAUGAUUCCAGCCCACUUGAAGUUCAAUACUAUCCAGUCAAUGGUACCUUUAACCUUCACUACUUCCCUUAUUAUGGAAAGAAAGCACAGCCCACCUAUACCAACCCUUUGGUAGCAGUGAGAUUUCUCAACAUUCCAAAGAAUACAGAAGUUAACAUAGUGUGCAGAAUUGUUGGAACUGGAAUCAUCUCAGAUAAUAUUCAUGACCCAUUCGAAGGAAAAGUGGAAUUCAGACUGACAAUACAAGAUUAGACAACAGUAACAUUUAUAGUACAAAUGAAAACAUUUCUAAAAAGUGUGCUAUGAAGAGUGAUUUAGGUGUCACUACAUUGUUUUGUAUUUAUUUUCUCUCAAUGAUUUUACACCAAAAUUGCUCAGAUUGCAGUUUAACAAAAGCCAUUUUAAAUGCCAGUACUGAAAGAUCAUCCACAGAUCAAAAAAUCCACAGUAUCAUUUACAAUGCAACAAGCAAGAAGGAUUUUUCUUGAUGACAUACUAUGUGGAACAAAACAGCUUGCUCUUCCAUGACAACCAUAUGUUGAUGUCUUAGUGCAAACAGUUGUAUAAAACAGCUUUCUUCUAAAAUGAAGCAGAAAUGACUCAUGAGAAACAUGGACAUAGUAUCAAGAUGUCAUUUUCAGUUACUUUUUUUAACCAUAGAAUAACCAUUGUAUAUUUACUACUUACUGGACACUGUAGAAACAGCUGAGGUAUUAGGAAAAAUAAAAUGGCACAGCAGUUGAAGCACUGGUUUAUAUUUCAUUACACAUUUUUUUCCCAAAAUAGCAUUUAAAACUAUGAAAACAACAAAAAAUUGUGAACCAAAAUGCUCAAAUGUUAACCAGUACCAUUUGUACAUAACCAUACCAUUUGCCCAUUGAGCUAUUAGAAACGAGCAUAAAAAUCCUCCUGCUUCUCUUGCAGAGGAAGAUCCUGCUGGCUUUGUCUUCAUCAU
This is a messenger RNA of Alligator sinensis (Chinese alligator), 1606 nucleotides long. It is a transcript of the gene ATP4B, whose product is annotated as ATPase H+/K+ transporting subunit beta. Gene Ontology annotation, molecular function: ATPase activator activity. Gene Ontology annotation, cellular component: sodium:potassium-exchanging ATPase complex. NCBI's taxonomy places the organism in Eukaryota, Metazoa, Chordata, Crocodylia, Alligatoridae. The record is from RefSeq and is a predicted model, not a curated record. The transcript is spliced from 7 exons. Gene Ontology annotation, biological process: sodium ion export across plasma membrane; intracellular sodium ion homeostasis; potassium ion import across plasma membrane.